AUGUCGGAAGUAACAGAAGCAAGCUUAAUGUCACCGCCAGUAGAUACUACGCCUGAUAAUAAUGAUUUGGAUUCAGAAGUCUUAGAUCCAGACGACUUGGAUUCAAAAGAUUGGGAUAUGAUAGAAUAUUACUCGGGUCAUUUAAUAGGUAUUAUGUUGAUUGUAUUUUCGAUAUAUUUAAGAAUACAAUAUAUUUUAGAUGAAAUCGUUGAUAAACCUUUUUUAAGUAAUAAUAUAUCUUCUAUUGAAUGGCUACUGCUUAUUUUAAGUGUGAUACAUGCAACAUAUUUUUUUACAAGAACAAAAAGAUAUCAAUUAUUUGAUCAUGAAGUAGAUGUAAAACCUAGAAGCAAAAAUGUUUCUCUUAAAGAAUUACAUUUAGAACAAUCGAACUGGACAACAAAAUUUCCUGCAAAUGUUUUUUAUCCAUUAUAUCAACAUUUUUUUAAAAAGAGAGUUAUAAAAGAAGAAGAAGAUCAUAUUUGGGUUUUAAAAAAAUGGGAUCCAUCAAUUUUUUCUUCAAUUUUAUUUUGGUAA
Entrophospora sp. SA101 is the source of this 537-nucleotide messenger RNA. NCBI's taxonomy places the organism in Eukaryota, Fungi, Glomeromycota, Glomeromycetes, Entrophosporales, Entrophosporaceae. The record is from the annotation of a GenBank genome assembly.